This is a messenger RNA of Tarenaya hassleriana, 1582 nucleotides long. RefSeq names its product cytokinin dehydrogenase 6-like. Gene Ontology annotation, molecular function: FAD binding; cytokinin dehydrogenase activity. The transcript is spliced from 5 exons. Gene Ontology annotation, biological process: cytokinin metabolic process. The record is from RefSeq and is a predicted model, not a curated record. The coding region runs from base 1 to 1560 and encodes 519 amino acids. NCBI's taxonomy places the organism in Eukaryota, Viridiplantae, Streptophyta, Magnoliopsida, Brassicales, Cleomaceae.
AUGGCAAUUCCAUAUCUCACAAUAAACAUGCUUUUGAUCAUUUCAAUUGUGACUUUAAAAGCUAACCUUGGCUUCUCCGGGAGCACUUCUUCAUUGAAAACACUUCCUCUUGAUGGGUAUUUGGAGUUUGAAGACGUUCACUUUGCCUCCAAGGACUUUGGGAACAGAUUCCAUCGUCUUCCUCAGGUGGUUCUCCAUCCCAUGUCUGUUUCAGAUAUCGCCACAACGAUAAAGCACAUCUGGGAGAUGGGUCCUGUCUCAAACCUUACUGUUGCUCCUAGGGGUCACGGUCAUUCGCUGCAAGGCCAAGCACAAGCCGACCAAGGAGUUGUCAUCAGCAUGGAAUCACUCCAGGGACGUAUCAUGAGGGUUCACUCCGGGGAAUUCCCGUAUAUCGAUGUCUCUGGUGGCGAGCUGUGGAUAAAUGUUCUGCGUGAGAGUCUGAAAUAUGGGCUAACACCAAAGUCUUGGACAGACUAUCUACACUUGACUGUUGGUGGUACUCUAUCCAAUGCUGGGAUCAGUGGACAGGCAUUUCGACAUGGACCACAGAUCAGCAACGUUAUCCAACUUGAAGUAGUAACAGGAACAGGGGAGGUGGUGAACUGCUCGGAGAAACAGAACAACGAUCUCUUCUAUGCCGUCCUGGGUGGGCUUGGCCAAUUUGGCAUCAUAACACAGGCUAGAAUAUCACUGGAACCAGCACCAGAUAAGGUGAAAUGGAUUAGAGUGCUGUACCUUGAUUUCCAGACAUUCAAGAGAGACCAAGAACAUCUGAUAUCUGCCGAUAAUACAUUUGAUUACAUCGAAGGGUUUGUGAUUAUAAACAAGACAGGCCUACUGAAUAACUGGAGAUCAUCCUACAAUCCUCAAGACCCAGUAAAAGCUAGCCAAUUUAAUUCUGAUGAGAGAACUCUGUAUUGCCUCGAACUCGCCAAAUACUUCAACCUGGACGAGGCAGAUGAAAUUAAUGAGGAAGUUGAGGAAUCACUGUCUCAGCUAAGCUACAUUAGAUCAACACAGUUCCUGUCAGAAGUUUCAUAUGAAGCCUUUUUAGACAGAGUGCAUGUAUCAGAGACUAAACUUCGGUCUAAAGGGUUGUGGGAAGUUCCUCACCCGUGGCUCAACCUUCUUAUUCCUGGAAGCAAAAUUCAAAACUUUGCAGAAGUUGUUUUCAGUACUAUCCUGAAGCACAACAUCAAUGGCCCCAUCCUCAUAUACCCAAUGCACAGAUCAAAGUGGGAUAACCGAUCUUCUGUAGUUAUUCCAGAAGAAGAUAUUUUUUACUUGGUGGCAUUCCUUUCCUCUGCAGUUUCUCCUUCAGAAGAAAAUGGUGGUUUGGAACAAAUAUUGAGCCAAAACAAAAAGAUUCUUGAAUUCUGCGAAGCAUAUCAACUUGGGGUGAAGCAGUAUUUACCACACUACACAACAAGAGAAGAGUGGCAAACCCACUUUGGGUCACAAUGGGAAGUUAUUGUAAAGAGAAAACUAGCAUAUGACCCAUUGGCCAUACUUGCUCCUGGACAAAGUAUAUUUCAUAAAGCAACAUCUUACUUAUAACAAUAUACAAUCUAAUGGCUUU